AUGAAACAAUUUCAAACAUGUAAUAACUACUAUAUUAGAAAAUUUAAACCUUCAAAAAAUAUCAAAAAAAGACAGUUAGAAAUUAAUGAAAAUGAAGAUCAGAAAAAUAAAGAUCAAGAACCUGAAAAUGAUAAAAAUAAAAAUCAAGAAAACAAUGAUCUAGAAAUAAUAAAUUCAACAAACCUUUAUAAUCAUUUUGCACAGCUUUUAAAUAUAUAUUUGAUGCAAUCUAAUGAUGAUUCAGAAAAUAUGUUGCCAUUCCAAUUUCAAUAUGGGGUAGAUGUAUCAAUGUUUGAUGGGUUAGAAAAAGAAGUUGUAAAUAAAUUGGUUAAAUUAAUUAAAAGUGUAGACAAAUUCUCAUAG
Messenger RNA from Cetraspora pellucida, 363 nucleotides. The record is from the annotation of a GenBank genome assembly. NCBI's taxonomy places the organism in Eukaryota, Fungi, Glomeromycota, Glomeromycetes, Diversisporales, Gigasporaceae.